AUGGCUGACCCGGCAGUACAGCGUCUCGGAAAACGCGAGCUAGGCCGCUAUGCUUACGAAGCCCGCAUGCCAGACAGCCUGAUCACAGAGCUGACUCACGAAGGUGACCCCAAUCGCAUAUCCGGAGUCGUGCCAAAACUUGCCAAUCUCAUCGAGCGCGAUCAGAACGUCGAAGUAGCUUACCUGUGCACCGAAAGCGCUGAUCAGAUUUGGAAGCUGCCUGAUGAAGGUGCGCACUUUUGUGGCUAUCGCAACAUUCAGAUGUUGUGGUCUGCAUUGUAUGCCGCUGAUCACGAAGGCGUGAGGUUGGGCCAGUCUCGACCAACAGUCCUCGACCUUCAGGAUAUGAUCGAGCAAGCCUGGGAUGCUGGCUUCAAUGAGCAUGGUAGAGUUGCGACUGGUGGCAUCCGCAAUACAAGGAAGCACGUUGGCACCUCUGAAGCUGAAGGUCUGAUGCUGAGCUUGAGCAUUCCUUGUGUGGGCAGAGCGUUUGAUGGCAAAGAAGCCUGGAAGGAGCUUUUCGAUUCCAUCGAGACAUACUUUUCUUCUGCUGCUAAGCAGUCAAACGAUGGCAAGGUGAGGAUGACCGGCUGUAUGCCAGUCUUUUUGCAGCGGCCAAAGCACUCCAUGACUGUCGUCGGAUUCGAACGCACACUGUCUGGAAAGCGCCGUCUGCUGACUUUCGACCCAGCUUGGAGACCACCAGGAGACAUGAUGAAGCCUACAAGUACCAGGCCGUUUCGAUGGAAAGUUGCCUGGACGCUUCGCAUGUAUCGCAAAAGCCAGAGAUAUCUGAAGCGUUUCCGAGCGUUCGAGGCGCUGGAGAUAUCCGGAAGACCUGGCAGAGCUCAGUGA
Messenger RNA from Fulvia fulva, 855 nucleotides. Its product is annotated as Zinc finger-containing ubiquitin peptidase 1. The record is from RefSeq and is a predicted model, not a curated record. Lineage: Eukaryota; Fungi; Ascomycota; Dothideomycetes; Mycosphaerellales; Mycosphaerellaceae. The transcript has 2 exons. The coding region runs from base 1 to 855 and encodes 284 amino acids.